CUCUCAUUCAUCCAUACAUCUCUUUUUACGUCCCAUCAGCUUUGCUCCCCCAUUCUUCAUCUCAUUUCUUCCCCGAAAACGCUCUCCGUCUCACAAAAAAGGCAAUAUAUAUAUAUAUAUAUAUAUAUAAAAUAGACAAUCCUGGAAAGAAAGAAAAGAAAAGAAAAGAAAAGAAAAAAAAAAAAAAAACAAUCCCGAAUAGAAAGAGAGGGAGAAAAUCGCAGAAAAUCUUUCCAUCUCCCGUGAAAAGAUCGUAGCUGAGCUGCAAGAGUCUCACACACAGGUUUAUUAGAUAGAGGGGAUUGAGGGGAAGAGCCGUAGUGGGUGAUGGAUUCAGCAUCAGGAGGGGGUGCAGCGGACCCGAGUGGCGGAGAGGGGCCGUCGGCCGGAGGAGGGGGAGGGGCGGCUGAGGGGUCAUCGCCGGCACCGCCGAGUAGGUACGAAUCACAGAAGAGGAGAGAUUGGAAUACGUUUUUACAGUACUUGAAGAACCACAAACCGCCAUUGACGCUAGCGAGGUGCAGUGGAGCACAUGUGAUAGAGUUUUUGAAGUACUUGGACCAGUUUGGGAAGACGAAGGUGCAUAUAAGUGGGUGCCCAUAUUUUGGGCACCCCAAUCCGCCGGCGCCGUGUGCCUGUCCUCUCAAGCAGGCAUGGGGUAGCCUUGACGCGCUCAUCGGACGGCUGAGAGCCGCCUACGAAGAGAACGGUGGACGGCCAGAGUCCAACCCUUUUGGGGCGAGAGCAGUAAGGAUUUAUCUGAGGGAGGUGAGAGAAGGGCAAGCCAAGGCUAGAGGGAUUCCAUAUGAGAAGAAGAAGCGAAAACGCCCCACUGUUACGGCCACGGCGGUGGUGGCUGCUACAAAUGUGUCGGCACCGGCUGUCACUCAAGGUGUUGAGGUUGGUGGUAGUAGUAGUAGCGCUGCAGCAGGUGGUAGUGGUGAUGGAACUGGUGGCGGUGGCGGUGCUGAUACUGGCGGUGCUGCUGCUACUACUGUUGCUCCGCCUACUACUACCGUAUAGCCUCACUAAUUUUCUACCUUUUUCCCCCCUAAAUUCCUGUUUUAAUUUGUGAUUAUGAGUCGUAUAUCUGGCGAUUCUCUUAUAAUUGGAUCGACCCAAAUGAACAAAAUUCAGCUACAA
Vitis vinifera (wine grape) is the source of this 1143-nucleotide messenger RNA. RefSeq names its product protein LIGHT-DEPENDENT SHORT HYPOCOTYLS 6. Gene Ontology annotation, cellular component: nucleus. The coding region runs from base 328 to 1023 and encodes 231 amino acids. The record is from RefSeq and is a predicted model, not a curated record. NCBI's taxonomy places the organism in Eukaryota, Viridiplantae, Streptophyta, Magnoliopsida, Vitales, Vitaceae. Gene Ontology annotation, biological process: response to light stimulus; mRNA transcription. The transcript has a single exon.